Penicillium egyptiacum is the source of this 1290-nucleotide messenger RNA. NCBI's taxonomy places the organism in Eukaryota, Fungi, Ascomycota, Eurotiomycetes, Eurotiales, Aspergillaceae. The record is from the annotation of a GenBank genome assembly.
AUGGCUUCCUUAACCCUCCCUUCUCUCCUUCGCACAUCAACGCGAGCGGUGCGACUAAACCGCAUCCCCGCACUCACCCCAUGUUUCCGCUCCAUCUCAACAAAACACCCCAAAGGCUUCGUACCUCCGUCCGAGGAUGAUCUUCUAGAGCUGCGAGAGCGUGUGCAAGAUUUCACAAGGCGAGAGAUCCCAGCCGAUGUUGCUGCACGGACAGAUGAACAGAAUGAGUUCCCAGCGGAAAUGUGGAGGAAGAUGGGUGAUGCUGGGUUCCUCGGUGUCACAGCCAACGAGGAGUACGGUGGCUUGGGUAUGGGCUACCAGGCACAUUGCGUUGUGAUGGAAGAGAUUAGCCGAGCAUCCGGAAGCAUCGGUCUCUCUUAUGCCGCCCACUCCCAGCUCUGCGUGAAUCAGCUCUCCCUCAAUGGCUCGACAGAACAAAAAGAGCGAAUUCUUCCAGGUCUUCUAUCAGGCGAGAAGGUUGGUGCUCUCGCAAUGUCGGAGCAUUCAGCUGGCUCCGAUGUAGUCAGCAUGAAGACCACGGCGAAGGAAGUUGAUGGAGGCUGGCUCUUGAACGGAACCAAGAUGUGGAUUACCAACGGCCCCGAUGCCGAUUACAUUGUCGUGUACGCCAAGACAGAGCCUGAACUAGGCUCCAAAGGGAUCACAGCGUUCCUGGUUGAGAAGAACUUCAAGGGCUUCUCUUGCGCACGUAAGCUAGACAAGUUGGGUAUGCGUGGCUCUAACACAGGCGAGCUCAUCUUUGAGGAUGUUUUCGUUCCCCGGGAGAACCUCCUGGGUGAAGUCAACCGCGGUGUCCGCGUAUUGAUGGAGGGUCUGGACUUGGAGCGACUCGUCCUGAGUGCAGGACCACUAGGAAUCAUGCAAGCCGCACUUGACCUCGUCCUUCCUUACACACACGUGCGCAAGCAAUUCGGUGCACCCAUCGCCCACAACCAGCUGGUCCAGGGCAAGCUUGCGGAUAUGUACACUAAGCUGGCUGCCUCGCGUGCGUACACCUACGCCACGGCACGGCAGGUAGACAACGCCGCCGUGGAACCUGGCGAGUUGACCGUCCGCACUCAGGACUGCGCCGGUGCAAUCCUCUACGCCGCCGAACGCGCGACUGAAUGUACGCUUGAUGCCAUCCAGCUCAUGGGAGGCAGUGGGUACAUCAACGAGAUCCCUGCCGGGCGCCUUCUGCGGGACGCAAAGCUGUAUGAGAUUGGUGCCGGUACAAGCGAGAUCCGCAGGAUGGUCAUUGGCCGCGCAUUCAACAAGGAGUAUUCUUAA